Apodemus sylvaticus (European woodmouse) is the source of this 2883-nucleotide messenger RNA. Its product is annotated as cytochrome P450 2S1. Lineage: Eukaryota; Metazoa; Chordata; Mammalia; Rodentia; Muridae. Gene Ontology annotation, biological process: xenobiotic metabolic process. Gene Ontology annotation, molecular function: oxidoreductase activity, acting on paired donors, with incorporation or reduction of molecular oxygen, reduced flavin or flavoprotein as one donor, and incorporation of one atom of oxygen; iron ion binding; heme binding. Gene Ontology annotation, cellular component: intracellular membrane-bounded organelle; cytoplasm. The record is from RefSeq and is a predicted model, not a curated record.
UUCCUCUUGUUUGCUUACUAUGCCCCACCUGGGGCCCAAGGUACUGUCCCCGCCCUCUGAACCCUGGGAAAACCUAGGUGACCUGGGAGAUCUAUUCGUGCGAUGGCGUGGGACUUCUGGCGACUGCGGGCCGGAGACGGAGAAAUAGGGGUGCGGGGAGCGAAGCCUUACAGGAGGCUGCCCCGCCCCACUCCUCUAGAUUUCCUUGAGGAGGGAACCGCCCCGUUCCCGCCCCUAACUAGUCCGGCCGCAAGAAGCUCCUAGGAGGUGCAGACCCGCCGACCUGCAGAGAUGGAGGCAGCCAGCACCUGGGCGCUGCUGCUGGCCCUGCUGCUGCUGCUGCUGCUGGCUCUGACGCUGCCCAGGACCCCGGCCCGAGGCCACUUACCCCCGGGGCCCACGCCGCUGCCGUUGCUGGGGAACCUCCUGCAGCUGCGUCCCGGGGCGCUGUACUCGGGGCUCUUGCGGCUAAGUAAGAAGUAUGGGCCCGUGUUCACGGUGUACCUGGGCCCCCGGCGCCGCGGUGUCCUGGUUGGACAUGAGGCUGUAAGAGAAGCCUUGGGAGGUCGCGAGGAAUUCAGCGGGCGUGGAACCUUAGCAACGCUGGACAAGACCUUUGAUGGUCACGGAGUUUUCUUUGCCAAUGGGGAGCGGUGGAAACAGCUGAGGAAAUUCACCCUGCUCGCUCUCCGGGAUCUGGGCAUGGGCAAGCGCGAAGGCGAGGAGCUGAUCCAGGCGGAGGUGCAGAGUCUCGUGGAGGCUUUCCAGAAGACAGAAGGACAUCCAUUCAACCCUUCCAUGCUGCUGGCCCAGGCCACCUCUAAUGUCGUCUGUUCCCUCAUCUUUGGCAUCCGUUUGCCCUAUGAGGAUAAAGAGUUCCAGGCUGUGAUCCAGGCAGCAAGUGGCACCUUGUUGGGGAUCAGCUCUCCAUGGGGCCAGGCCUACGAGAUGUUCUCCUGGCUACUGCAGCCCCUGCCGGGCCCACACGCACAGCUCCAGCACCACCUGGGCACCCUGGCUGCCUUCACUAUCCAGCAGGUACAGAAACACCAGGGAUGCUUCCACGCCUCAGGUCCUGCACGCGACAUCGUCGACGCCUUCCUGCUAAAGAUGGCGCAGGAGAAACAAGACCCAGGUACAGAAUUCACCGAGAAGAACUUGCUGAUGACGGUCACAUACCUGCUGUUUGCUGGGACGAUGACCAUCGGUGCCACCAUCCGCUAUACCCUCCUGCUCCUACUGCGAUACCCUCAAGUCCAACAGCGUGUUCGGGAGGAGCUGAUCCAGGAGCUGGGCCCCGGCAGGGCUCCGAGUCUCAGCGAUCGAGCUCGCCUCCCGUACACAGAUGCUGUUUUGCACGAGGCACAGCGUCUCCUGGCAUUGGUACCCAUGGGAAUGCCCCACGCCGUCACGAGGACCACUUGCUUCCGAGGAUACACUCUGCCCAAGGGCACUGAGGUCUUUCCUCUGAUUGCCUCCGUACUGCAUGACCCUGCGGUUUUCCAGAACCCAGAAGAGUUCCAUCCAGGCCGCUUCCUGGAUGUCGAUGGUCGGUUGAGAAAGCACGAAGCCUUCCUGCCUUACUCUUUAGGUAAGCGAGUCUGUCUGGGCGAAGGCCUGGCUCGGGCGGAGUUGUGGCUUUUCUUCACUGCCAUCUUGCAAGCCUUCUCCCUGGAGACCCCGAGCCCACUGGGGGACUUGAGUCUGAAGCCAGCCAUCAGCGGACUUUUCAACAUUCCCCGGGACUUCCAGCUGCAGGUCUGGCCCACUGGCGACCAGUCCAGAUGAAGGAAAGACGUUGGAAGGUGGGAGCCAUCUGGGGCGAAACAGCCUCAAGGGUGUGUGUGUGAGGCAGGUCUCUUGGAAGCUACGUCACGUCACACACCACGCAUCUGUGGAGACCGGGGACCACACCGCCGCUACACAACCGCACAACAACGGAAGCAUGUGCUUUUUUUUUUUUUUUUUUUGGAGAGGGCCGUGACACAAGUCGAUCUCAAACUUGUAAUCCUCCUGCCUCAGCGUCCUGCGUGCUGGAAUUACUACAGGUGUGCACCACCAUGAGCUGCGUAGGCUUUCGGCCCACGUAAUGUAAUAUAGGCUAUCUGGAAUUACAAGCAUAUAGCUAGAUACCCACUGUCCACCACACAACUCUGUAUGCUCGCAAACCCAAUCCAGCUGCUGCCCACACAGACACACAAACGACCCAGCUGCAUUCGGGACGCUUCCUCUCUCUCCCUGUCUAACACGCUCAGCACCACUGUUGCUGGGUCCCCGCCACAGAAAACAGCAUGCCCCAGCUGGGGUCACGUCACAGCCAGAACGAUGUUCCUGUCUACUCCCAAGGCUGACCUCACCACCAUCCAGGCACAUGAGUGGCUCAGUCGACGGCCACCAGCCAGUAGCCCACACAGCCAAACCAUACGUGACAGUGUCUUGGCCCUUCCAAACUUCUUCCCACUGAGACAUACCGUGACGACAAACUGUUCCCCAGCCGCCUCCACACCCUUGCCCCUCAAACAUGCUCCUUCCAACAAACUUUCCCAACUAUAAAUGUUUCCUGGUCCGUAAUUGUGCAAACAGACCUCGUGCUAAUGAGGACCAGCGACCCAAAGAAAAAACUUUCCCAGCCAUGCUUUAUAUAAUCAUGUUAUCUGGGGGCCUGUUCCCAAACACAUUCUGGUCUCAAGCUGCCUACAAGUCUUCAUCGGAGAGCUGGGAAUGCCUUCUUCCCCUGAAAGGACUAGCAGGGCUGCCUGCUGCAGGGGAGUGCCGCUGGCUGUCUCCAGCCCUCCUCCCCCUUAUCAAGACAGAAGCCAUAGCCGACCUCUUUGUGACUUGAAGGUCCCCAUUUUGCAAUAAAAGUUUGUUUCUGGCCCAGAA